Molecule: messenger RNA, 7742 nt
Organism: Lepus europaeus (European hare)
Lineage: Eukaryota; Metazoa; Chordata; Mammalia; Lagomorpha; Leporidae
Gene: SPG11
Product: SPG11 vesicle trafficking associated, spatacsin
Exons: 40
Coding region: 18-7349 (2443 amino acids)
Biological process (GO): axon extension; chemical synaptic transmission; synaptic vesicle transport
Cellular component (GO): axon; dendrite; cytoplasm
Source: RefSeq, a predicted model, not a curated record
GGAACGGGAAGGCCAACAUGUCGGCGAAGCACGUUCCCGGAAGUGCGGAUGGCGCCGGCUUGAGCUGCGGGCCUGAGACUAUGGAACGGGUUCUGCCCAUGCUGUUGGUGCCGGUCCCGGCCGAGGCGACCCGGCGGCUGGGAUCCCGGGUGCAGCUGCACGGACGGCAGGAGGCUCUGGCGAGCCUGACGGAUGCGGGCAGCCUUCAAAUACUUUCCUUAGCCCCGGGCGCCCGGGGCGGGGGUGGCUGCUGCCUGGAGGGUCCUUUCCACCAGUCUGUUUGGGAGGAUUGUCGUAACAGCAGCACACCAACAGACAAGCCCAAACUGCUCGCUCUUAGUAAAAAUCAUGAAUUGUUUGUCUAUGAAUUUAAUUUGAAAGAUGGAAGAUGUGAUACAGCUGUUGUUUAUAGCUGUAGUGGGGAUAAGCUGCAAAAGCUCAUUGAAGAUCAAGGUAUCAGUAUUUCCUUAUUGUCUUUGCAAAUUCUAUCAUUUCACAGUAACACAUCAUUAUUGUUCAUCAACAAGUAUAUCAUCCUACACAUUGUGUUUCCUGAAAGAGGUGACGAGGUCAGCGUGCUCGGCUGCUUCACGCUACCCUUGCCUGCACAGACAGCGGAUGCGAUCGUUGACGUGCAGAGUUGCAGAGGAGUUCUUUUUGUUUUGAGUAAUGGAGGCUGGAUCUACAUUUUUGACACAGCCGAUGGUACACAGGUAGCUCAGGUGGAUUUAACGCUUCACCAAGAAGAUACGUGUAAUGAGCAGCAUCAAGAGCCAGCCACGAUUUGUUCCUUUACUUCACUGAAAGUGUCUCAAGACCUAGAUGUUGUAGUGAUUGUCAGCUCUUCCAAUUCUGCAAUUGCUCUGAACUUGAAUUUGUAUUUCAGGCUACACCCAGGACACCUACUGUGUGAAAGGAUGCUAGAAGACAUUCCUAUUCAAGGACCUAAGGGGAUAGAUGAAGAUGAUCCUGUUAACUCUGACUACAACAUGAAACUGACUAACUUCUCUUUCCAGGUUGAUAGGUCUUGGAAAGGUCAGCUGUCAUCACUGAAUGAAACAAUAAAGAACUCCAAACUGGAAGCUUCCUGUUGCGCUCCAUGGUUUCAGGAUAUUUUGCAUUUGGAGUCUCCUGAGUCUGGUUACUGCAGUACCAGUGUGCCAAGCUGGACUUUCAUGCCACAGGACAUAAUGUGUGGCCAGUAUAAUUGGUCACAGGAAGACUAUGCCAAGGCCAGUGAUCCAGGAAGACCAUGGAAAAUCAUGCACAUCACUGAAGAAGAGGACCCCUUAGAGCUUAAAUGCAUGUCAGUGACAAGAUUCACUGCACUGUUUACUUGGGCAGUGAAAAAGACAGGCUGUACCAUUGGCCUCUGGGAUUUGGAGACUCAGGGCAUACAGUGUUUUUCCCUUGGCAAAAAGUGUGUUCCUGUAGACAGUAGUGGAGACCAGCAACUGUGCUUUGUCUUGGCAGAAAAUGGACUCUCUCUGAUUUUAUUUGGUGUGACUCAAGAAGAGUUUUUAAACAGACUUAUGAUCCAUGGAAGUGCCAGCACUGUGGACUUUAUUUGUCAUCUCAAUGGUUGGGGAAGAUGCUCAAUUCCUAUACAUGCACUAGAGGCUGGGAUAGCAAAUCGUCAGCUGGACACAGUCGAUUUCUUUUUGAAGAGCAAAGAAAAUCUUUUUAAUCCGUCCUCAGAAUCUUCUGUACCUGAUGAAUUUGACCACUUUUCAUCUCAUUUAUAUUUAAGAAAUGUGGAAGACCUGACACCAGCAUUGGAUUUACUUUGCUCAGCAAUUAGAGAAAGUGAUUCUGAAGCCCAAAGCAAACAUUUUUCAGAACAAUUGCUUAAUCUCACACUGUCUUUCCUUAACAAACAAAUCAAGGAGCUUUUUGUUCAUGGUGCAGAGCUAGAUGAACACUUACAGAAAGGAGUGAACAUUUUGACCAGCUACAUCAAUGAACUUCGAACCUUCAUGAUAAAGUUUCCUUGGAAGCUAACUGAGGCUGAAGAUGAAUAUGAUGUAAAUGAUGAUCUCCCCAAAAUAAAGGAAAGUGAUGUAUGGGAGAGGAUCAGCUUUGAGGAAGUCAUUGCCGAUGCCAUUUUAAACAACAAAAUACCAGAGGCACAAAUCUUCUUCAGGAUUAAUGGUCAUUCUGCUCAAAGACUCGAGGAGCUGAUUAGAAUAGGCCUCGACUUGGUUUUUGACAAUUUAAAAAAGAAAAAUAUAAAGGAAGCCUCUGAACUUUUGAAGAAUAUGGGCUUUGAUGUAAAAGAUCAGUUGCUCAAGAUAUGCUUCUGUACAACUGAUAAAAAUGUACGGGACUUUCUGGUUGAGAUUUUAAAAGAAAAAAAUUAUUUUUCUGAUAAAGAAAAAAGAACUGUAGACUUCAUGCAUCAAGUUGAAAAGUCUUACUCGGGACAUUCCCCAGAAAAUACACAGAUCCACUCCUUCCCCAGGUAUUGGAUCAAGGAACAUGAUUUUUUCAAGCACAAAUCUGUUUUGGACUCCUUCCUGAAAUAUGAUCAUAUAGAUGAAUUUAACAAACAGGACCAUAGAAUUGCACUAAGUUGGGCACAGUGGUGGGAUCAGCUGACACAAGAAUCCAUUCUUCUUCCUAGGAUAAGUCCAGAAGAAUACAAAUUAUAUUCUCCUAAAGCCCUCUGGAGAUACCUCACGGCUCGCCAUGAUUGGUUAAGCAUCGUCUCGUGGAUUGGAGAAUUUCAGACUCAGGAUAGUUAUGUUCCACAUCACCAGAAUAAAUGGCCCUCCCUGACUAUUGAUGUCAUUGAUCAGGAUACUUGCUGCAACAGUUACAUGAGAAAUAGAAUUUUAGAUACACUGGGCAGGAAUGGGAUUUUUCUUACAUCUGAAGUGGAAGACUUUGAACUCUUCCUCCUAAGACUGAGCCGUAUUGGGGGUGUGAUACAAGUUACCCUCCCUGUUCACAACUACAUGAGUAAAGAAGGUUGGGAUUUCCACUCUCAUUUCAUUCUGUAUUGUUUGGAACAUGGUCUGCAGCAUCUUCUUUACGUCUAUCUUGACUAUUACAGACUUAGUCCUGAAAAUUGCCCUUUUUUGGAAAAAAGAGAAUUACAUGAAGCCCACCCUUGGUUUGAAUUUCUAGUUCAGUGUCGGAAAGUUUCCAGCAAUUUAACAGACCCUAAGCUGAUCUUCCAGGCUAGCCUUGCAAAUGCUCAGAUUUUGAUUCCCACGAACCAGGCCAGUGUGAGCAGUAUGCUACUGGAAGGACACACCCUCCUGGCCCUUGCUACCACCAUGUAUGCUCCAGGGGGUAUCAGCCAGGUUAUUCAGAAUGAAGAUACUGAGAGCUGUUUGAAGAAAGUGGAUCCUCAGUUACUGAAGAUGGCAUUACCUGCUUACCCCAGGCUCAAAGCUGCUCUCUUCCCACAAUGCACUGCUCUGAGUGUCCUGCCACCUGAUAUUACACUCUACCACCUAAUUCAGUCAUUAUCACCCUUUGAUCCUAGCAGAUUGUUUGGCUGGCAACCUGCUAACACUCUAGCCGUAGGAGAUGCGUCAGGUCGUCUCCCACAUUUCUCUAGCCCUGACCUGGUUAAUAAGUAUGCCAUAGUGGAACGUCUGAAUUUCGCGUAUUACUUGUAUCAUGGACGGCCAUCAUUUGCAUUUGGUACUUUUCUAGUCCAGGAAUUAAUCAAGAGCAAGACUCCCAAACAGCUGAUCCAGCAAGUAGGCAAUGAAGCCUAUGUUUUGGGUCUCUCCUCCUUCCACAUACCUUCAAUAGGAGCUGCCUGCGUGUGUUUCUUAGAAUUGCUUGGCCUUGACAGCCUCAGGCUUCGAGUUGAUAUGAAAGUGGCCAAUGUCAUUUUGAACUACAAGUGUAGAAAAGAAGAAGCCCCGUACAGCUUUGUCAGAGAGUCUCUAGGUGAAAAACUAUCUAAGCUGGCUGAUGGUGAAAAGGCAACCACAGAAGAAUUACUUGUCCUGUUAGAGGAAGGUACAUGGCACAGCAUUCAGCAACAGGAAGUGAAAAGGUUAUCCAGUGAAUCCAGCAGCCAGUGGGCAUUAGUGGUGCAGUUCUGCAGGCUCCACAAUAUGAAACUAAGCACAUCUUAUCUGAAAGAGUGUGCCAGAGCGGACGACUGGCUGCAGUUCCUUAUUCACAGCCAACUCUAUAACUACCAGCCAGAGGAGGUGAAACCUCUUCUCCAGUACUUCAACCCAGUCCUUCAAGACCACCUAAGACUAGCUUUUGAGAACUUGCCCCCAGUGUCCAACUCCAGAAUGGAAGGGGAUCAAGUCUGCAACAAGUUCCCCCAGGAAUUCCAGAAGAACAGAGAACAUGGGACUGAUUUCUUUGACAUUCUGCUCCAGUGCUCGGAGGAACCCAGCUCCUGGUGCUGGCUCCUGGCUGAGGCAGUGAGACAACAGGCCCCUAUCCUCAGUAUCCUGGCUUCAUGUCUCCAGGAUGCCAGCGCUGUUCCUUGUCUCUGCGUUUGGAUCAUCACUUCUGUGGAGCACAGUGUGGGAGCUGAAGCAAUGGCACACAUUCAGGACUCGAUAGAGGACCACACCUGGGACCUUGAGGACCUGUCGGUCAUCUGGAGAACAUUAUUAACAAGGCAGAAGAGCAAAACUCUCACCAGAGGUUUUCGACUUUUCUUUAAGGAUUCUCCAUUACUAUUGAUGAUGGAGAUGUAUGAACUGUGUAUGCUGUUCAAGAAUUAUAAAGAAGCUGAAGUUAAACUUCUGGAGUUCCAGAAGAGCCUUGAAACUCUUGACACGGCAGCCACCAAGAUACACCCUUUUAUCCCUGCCGCGUGGCUGAAGGAUCAGGUGUGUUUCCUUUUGAAGCUUAUGCCGCAGCAGUGUCAGACCCAGUAUGAGCUGGGGAAGGUUUUAGAACUGUCCGUUGGAAUACAGCAUCUUUUCUCUGAUGGUCCAGAUGUAAAGAAGCUGUAUGCUCUGAGCCAAAUUUUGAAGGAUACAUCUGUCGCCAUUAGUCAGAUGAUUAUUACUAGCUACAGCACUGAAAACUUUCAGCAUGAAUGUAGAUCUAUUUUGGAAAGACUGCAAACAGAUGGACAGUUUGCUUUGGCCAGAAGGGUAGCAGAAUUAGCUGAGUUACCUGUGGACAACUUGGUUAUUAAAGAGGUAACACAGGAAAUGCAGACCCUAAAACAUGUUGAACAGUGGUCCUUGACACAAGCAAGAAUUGACUUCUGGAAAAAAUGCCAUGAUAAUUUUAAGAAAAACUCUGUCUCAAGCAAAGCAGCCUCUUCCUUUUUCUCAUCCCAAGCUCUUGGAGUGUGUGAGCACCCAAGUGGACAGGGCAGUAUUGAGGAACGCCACCUACUACUCACCCUGGCCGGGCACUGGCUUGCCAAGGAUGACCCGGUGUCCUUGGACAAACUGGAGGCGCUGGAGAAACAGAUCUGGCUCUGUCGCAUUUCCCAGCACACCCUCAGGGGAAACCAGGAGGAGAUGGAGCCCAGAUUCUCUCGACAGAUCUCAGCUACUGGUGAACUUUCCUUUGAUAGCUUAGCCAGUGAGUUUUCCUUCUCCAAGUUGGAUGCUCUAAACUCAUCAAAAUACUUAGAACUUAAUGGCCUUCCAUCCAGAGAGACAUGUGAGCCUAGACUAGAUUGGAAGGAACAGGAUUCACUGAACUUUCUGGUAGGGCGCCUGUUGGACGAUGGCUGUGUGCACGAGGCGAGUAGAGUGUGCCGGUAUUUUCAUUUCUAUAACCGAGAUGUUGCCUUGGUGUUACACUGCAGAGCGCUGGCGUCAGGGCAAGCUAGCGUGGAUGACUUGCACCCAGAGAUCCGUGCUCUCCUCCAGAGUGCUGAGCUGCUUGAGGAAGAAGAGCUUGCUGUUCCUCCGAGGAAAGUCCAGAGCACGUCAAGUUUGGACAGUCAGUCUUUGGUGAUGGUGCCCCCCAGCGAUGAAGUGGUGCUCAGUCUGGAAACUCUGACGAGCAAGUGCCUCCACGGGAAGAACUACUGCCGCCAGAUCAUCUGUCUGUAUGAGCUUGCCAAGGAGCUGGGCUGUUCCUACACGGAUGUUGCUACACAGGAUGGCGAGGCCAUGCUCCGGGCGAUCUUGGCCUCCUGUCAGCCUGACCGAUGCAGACGCGCCCAGGCCUUCAUCAGCACCCAGGGCCUCGAGCCAGACACCGUGGCUGAACUCGUGGCUGAAGCGGUGACACGGGAGCUGCUGACCCCAUCAGAGGGAACAGGCCACAAGCCCGUGUGCAGCCCUGCAGAGCAGAGCCAGCCGUGUCUUCAACUGGUUGCCCUGUGUCCAGACCGCACCUUGGUGGGCAUGAAGUUGCUGGAUAAGAUUUCCGCCGUCCCGCACGGGGAGCUGUCGUGCACCACAGAGCUGCUCAUCCUGGCGCAUCACUGCUUCACCCUGUCGUGUCACAUGGAGGGCAUCAUCCAGGUCCUGCAGGCUGCCCGGAUGCUCACGGAUAACCACUUGGCUCCCAACGAGGAGUACGGACUGGUGGUCCGCCUCCUCACCGGCAUCGGAAGGUACAACGAGAUGACUUACAUAUUUGAUUUGCUGCAUAAGAAGCACUACUUCGAGGUGCUGAUGAGGAAGAAGUUGGAUCCGAGUGGGACGCUGAAAACAGCCCUACUGGACUACAUCAAACGCUGCCGCCCUGGAGACAGUGAGAAGCACAACAUGAUUGCCCUGUGCUUCAGCAUGUGCCGGGAGAUCGGCGAGAACCACGAGGCAGCUGCCUGCAUCCAACUGAAAUUGAUAGAGUCUCAGCCCUGGGAGGACAGCCUCAAGGAGGGGCACCAGCUGAAGCAGCUGCUGUUGAAGGCCCUGACGCUGAUGGUGGAUGCGGCCGAGAGUUAUGCCAAGGACUCCUGCGUGCGCAAGGCCCAGCACUGUCACCGGCUCACCAAGCUGAUAACGCUACAGAUCCACUUUCUGAACACUGGCCAGAACACAAUGCUCAUCAAUUUGAGCCGCCACAAGCUACCGGACUGUAUCAUGGCCCUACCUCGGUUCUACCAGGCUUCUAUCGUGGCUGAGGCCUACGACUUCGUUCCAGACUGGGCUGAAAUUCUGUACCAAAAAGUGAUUCUUACAGGAGAUUUUAAUUACUUGGAAGAAUUUAAGCAGCAACGGUUAUUAAAACCCAGUAUAUUUGAAGAAAUUUCUAAAAAAUACAAACAACAUCAGCCUGCUGAUACGGUCACAGAAAACCUAAAGAAGUUACUCACAUACUGUGAAGACAUCUACCUGUAUUAUAAGCUGGCUUAUGAACACAAAUUUUAUGAAAUUGUAAACGUGCUUCUGAAGGACCCUCAGACAGGCUGCUGUCUAAAGGACAUGCUAGCAGGUUAGAUUUCACAGGUGCCUGUUUGCUUGUACUGAUGGCAGGUUCCGACAGAUGUCCGCGAUCAGAGUAGAUCGUUGUUCAAUGCGAAAAGACCCAGCACUAGCAGUGUUUAUGUUCCUUUGUGACUAGUAAUGAAUCGGAGACUUUUUGCAAGGGAAUCCCUACUUAAGUUACUCAUCUGUAGCAUUUUAUGUGGAUACUAGUCUUUAGAUCAAAAGCCCCCUCCUUUUUGGAGGCUUCUACUUCAGGAGGUGAUAGAGUAAUGAUUAAAGAAUACCUGUGCCUGCAGAUUCCAGUUUCAAAGAAAUUUAAUAUUAUUUACAUAGUUAAGGAAUAGGUAGGUGAUACAUUUUCGUUUGUUAGAAACUGAUCUUUCUAUAAUAAAAAAUAGAUUUUAA